GCAGUAUUUCAGUUGGUCUCGCAACUGACUCGAGCUACCUACCUCCCCCUUCUUUCCUCUUCCUCCUCGCUAGUCGCCACUACUACCCCCAAACUUCUAAUCCGCGCCGCCGCUGCAGACAUGUCGGGCAGCGGCGGCGGCGGGCGGCGGGGCUGGAGCCCGUUCGACGCGAUCCGGAGCUUCCCUUCGAAUCCCGAGUCCCUCAUGUCCCAGAUCGACGCCGCCAUCGCCUCCACGGAGUACGCCCGCGCCUGCGCCCUCCUCGACCCCGCCCCCGCCUCCACCUCCUCGCGGCCUCCGCGCGGCAAGGGAGGGAAGGAGGAGGAGGCGACGCCCGCCCCGCGGGCGCCUCCUACCCCUGCCGCCGCCUGCCACGACGCGCGGGUCGCGGACGAGGCGUACCGCGCGGCGUGCGCGGCGCUCGGGGCCGGGCGGCCGGACGCGGCCGUGCGGUCGCUGCGGGCGGCGCUGGCCAGCUGCCCGCCGGAGAACGCCGCGGCGGUCGCCAAGGUGAGGUCGAUGCUGGCCAUCGCGUCCGCGCAGCUGCACAGGCAGCAGCACCAGGCUCAGCAGCAGAGCGGCAGGAAAUGAGACGAUAGGUAGUGGUUCUAGCCUGUUCGUCUCAGCAGGAUUGGUUUCUCCCUGAAUUCGAUCCCUGUUGUAUGUCACACAUGUAACUGGUUUCCUCAAAUUCGAUCCUUGUUGUCACUAACUGGGAGAAGUAAUUAUUGGCGCUAUAGUAAACCAUAGCCGCGUGAGAGUUAUAGUGAAGGGAAAAUAAAUGAUCAGACGCUUUUGUAAGUCUAUUGCCUUAAUGGCUGUCUUCGGAGGCAGGAAUUUGAUAA
This is a messenger RNA of Triticum aestivum (bread wheat), 845 nucleotides long. Its product is annotated as atherin. The transcript has a single exon. Bases 121 to 591 code for a protein of 156 amino acids. Lineage: Eukaryota; Viridiplantae; Streptophyta; Magnoliopsida; Poales; Poaceae. The record is from RefSeq and is a predicted model, not a curated record.